AUGACAUCAAAAACGGAGGUUACAUUAGAACAUUUUUAUAUAUUCAAUGGCACGUAUGCAAAGAAAGAGGGGGAGGCAAGUAAAUAAAAUUUAUCAACAAAAAAGUAUUUAUACAUAAAAAAAUUACAAAAUUUUUACUCUCUAUGUACAUAUAUUGUACACUUUAUGUACAAUUACAUGUGUUUGUAUGUUUCUAUGCAGGAAGAAAAAAAAAUUCUUUAUUAUUAUCCAGAAAAAGAUUUAGAUAUCCAGAUUAAAAAUAUAGGGCUCAGUGAAGCAAUUAUUAAAUUUGCACAGUACGUAUAUAUAUAUUUUGAAAAUUCCAAAGUUUCUAUCUUAACGUUUAGUAUCAAUGCUAUGUUUUUGCAUUUGAAAUUUUCUUUUUUAGGUCAUUUAAUCCUGGGCAACCAUGCGAUUACUGUCACACACAUAAAACUCGUCAAAUUUAUUAUCAACCAGAACCAAAUUUUUGGAUGGUAAUGGUAAGAUUCCAUCAUUGUUAAAAAAAAAUAUAUUAUAAAUUGUUUGUUUUGAAAGUGGCUUAAGUCAUUUUUUCAAAAAAAUCAAGUUAGUGAUUAAAUUAAUUACAAUUCUACAUGAUCUUUUCAUUUUAAAACAAUUUGCUGUUAAUAUGUAAAGUGCUAAGACUGUUGAUAAAAGUUUAGAUAAGUAACAGAAUGCCACUUAUUUCACCACUUAUGCCACUUUUGAAAUAAACAAUUCAUAUAAGGACACAAUAUACAAUAUUUAUAUAAUCAUGUAAGAUCCACAAAUAUUUAAAAAUUGUUAUAUAGAUUGUUGGUGUACCAUAUAUAUGGAAGGAGAAAGAUGGUAAUAAGUAUACAGAAUAUCAGUAUGAUGAAGUUUCCAGCAGUGUUUGUCAAGCUUUAUUGAAACAAGCAUAUGUUAUGUUUAGACUAUUUAUGGGAUCAUUUGAUACUAUCAUUAAUGAACCUGAAUGUGGAUCUAUAACAUUGUUAAAACAUAAACUUGAACAUUUUUAUUCAAGGUAUUUAAUGUCUUUAAAGUUGAAUAACAGUGAUAUUUUGGACGUUUUUCAAGGCUUACAAUUCUUACCUCUUGACAAAAUAACAUUCUUACGGGUUCAGUGUUUUAUGAAUCUAGUAGAAGCUAUGUUUUCUCAAGUAAAAUACACUGCAUUUCUUUACAAUGAUCAAGUUGUGAGUGGCUUGGAGCCAGAGGAUAUGCAAGUAGUUUAUAAUUAUCUAGUAAGUACACUUUUGCCAGCUCAUCUUGAAAAAGAAUUACACGAGGGUUCAAUGCCCAGAAAUUCACCUUCACCAUUUACAACCACUCACUAUGGAAAAUUUGUCACUGGUCCAUCUAGUAUUAAUGAACCAAGUUUAAUCGGAAAAUCUCCUAAAGUAUUUAUUAAUUAUUCUACGAAACCAGUGUCAUUGUAUUUAGUUGUUUAUAGAGCAUUGAGUGCUACAAUAUGUCUAUUUGUUGACAGUAAAACAAGUUUGUUAAUAGAUUUCUUCAAAAGCCUGGACAGCUUUCUUGGUCCACAAUUAACCACACUUGUUAAUUCAGUUGCUGAACAAUGUGCUAAACAUGUAACAGUUUCUUCUGAAUCGUGCAAAUAUCUAUAUUUCAAUAAACUUAAUUUAGCAUAUAAAAGUACAAUACAUCCAGAUAACAGGAGAUGCUCUAAUGUCCUUACAACACCCGAAGUAUUGAGAGUUAUCACUGAUAUAUAUAAUGAUACAAAUAAACUAAAAGAAGCUGGGGAAAUUAUUAUAAAAACUAUGAGUGAUUAUUGGGUCGUUGGAAAGUUAUCGAACUUAAGGGAAUUUUUUGUAGUUAUUCAACAAAAAAGUGCAAGUAUAAUGGAAAUAGAAGGUAUAUAUAUAUAUAUACAUAUGUGUGAUUACGUAUCUAUUUUAUUAUGAUCUACUGAUCUUCAAUUUAGAAUGACAUAAGUAAGAAUAAUAAUUUUUAUUUCAGAAGAUGUAAAAAAACUUUGUGAAAAGGAAUUAAAAAGUAUAUUUUUCCAUUAAUGAAAAAGUGUGGUAAAUUUAUAUAAAUAUUUAACGACUAUUUUAUAUGAUGACUAAAUAAUUGUUCAUUUUUUUAAUCCAUCUACAAGCAAUGUAUAAUCUGAAAAAUAAUAUAACAAUAGAAGUAAUUUAUAUAAAAUUUAAUGUAAAAUAUAAAAUCUGUACAUACAAAUUAUAUAUUUUUAAAAUAUUUAAAUUACUUAGAUAGUAUUUUUUCAAAUAUUGUGUAA
This is a messenger RNA of Heterotrigona itama, 2251 nucleotides long. The record is from the annotation of a GenBank genome assembly. NCBI's taxonomy places the organism in Eukaryota, Metazoa, Arthropoda, Insecta, Hymenoptera, Apidae.